AUGCCUGUUCGCGUUCGCAGCACUUUCGAAUUGGCCAACCCAAUCAGGGAACUUCCACCAGAUCCGGAUGCCGUCGCGAUCUCGCCAAACACUAGACGUGAAAGAGAGAAGGCGAUGGAUGAUUUGUUGAAAAAUGCAAAGUGUGAGGAAGGAACUUCGAUGGAUUCGAUCGCAACUUACAUUCCAUCGAAGGCAACACUCAAGAGAAGAGAAGAGGAGGCUGCUCGCGCUCAAGCUGCUGCUGAACAGGCAGAUGGGAAAGCUAUAUCUGCAAGAAAACAGACGAAGAUCGCUGAGCUUGAAGCGAAGAUUGUCAAUUUAAAACGUGAUUCGUUUGAUGAGAACAUGAUUGAAGGAAAGGCAAUCGAGAAGCUUUCUAUUACUCGUCCAACUUCUGUCUUCGCUCAAGGAGAGGAUGGCUCUCAGCCAUCUGCUCCAGCAGGACCGCCACUGCAGAAUCGGGCAUCACUGUCUUCAUCGGAUAGCAUAACUAUCGUGUCGUCACCAACAAUUGGUGCUUUGGUUGCUGCUCCACCAGCAAUGGGAGCAUUGAUGGGAGCUCCACCAGGUGUUGGAGCCAUGGUCGUCGCUGCUCUUCAGCCAGCUCAGGGAUCAUUAAUGAGCUCUGGAGAUGUUGAUGACAUCUCGCUUAGUGAGGAUUUCCAAAUUGUUCAUGAUGAGUUAAAGCAAGCGGAGGCCGUGGACAAGUCUACCAAGAAACGACAUUGA
This is a messenger RNA of Caenorhabditis remanei, 729 nucleotides long. RefSeq lists its product as uncharacterized. Bases 1 to 729 code for a protein of 242 amino acids. Lineage: Eukaryota; Metazoa; Nematoda; Chromadorea; Rhabditida; Rhabditidae. The transcript has 2 exons. The record is from RefSeq and is a predicted model, not a curated record.